Molecule: messenger RNA, 746 nt
Organism: Amoebophrya sp. A120
Lineage: Eukaryota; Dinophyceae; Syndiniales; Amoebophryaceae
Source: the annotation of a GenBank genome assembly
UGUAGAACUUCUUCUGUCCAUGAGAUUCAAGUUUGCCACUUCUCACAUUUUCGUUUGUAUCCGCCUCGCUUCAUCGACGACCUCACAGUAGCGGUAGGGGUAGCUAUAGCUUCUUUAGUUAGGCGUCAAAGUACUUAGAUUAAAGCUUCUGCGCUACCUCGGGCGGGUCGCCACAGCUGUUCCGACGCGCGAGCUGUACAUUCCGGGAGUGUUAAGCAGCGUUGUGUUUAGUACUCAACGGGGAACCGCAACCUCCAGCACCUGCAUCGGCAAGCCUGGCAUCGAGAUCACUGCGAGUACGCGGGCGCCGCCGUCGCCAACCGACCGAACGCCGUAGUCGGCCCACCACGAGGAACGACCGGAAAAGAUUUGCAUUGCGAACAAGUCAAGGAUUUGGGACCACCAUCCUCAGCAUGAAUCUGCAUGAGAUUCCGAGACGGCUUCGCCUGGCGUGGCUGUUCCGGGAAGAGGCCACCGCCGUUUGCCGACCUAGUUGCGACCGUACGACACCGGUAGCGGACCAAAGGCGUUCAAGUCUGGGAGUAAUAUUCGCUCGGGAAAACAUGCCGAGCUGCGCUCCUUCAAGCGACAUCUUCACCCGAAGAAAAUCUGAGCCACAAGUUGCAAUGGCAAAGCGACAGAAACUACCCUGCAAAGAGCGCAAAGCGCGUGGCUUCUAUUCAGACCUCCAGCGAACCAAUGCAAGCACCUUCUUUUGUAUUGAGAAAAGAAACAUUCGCCGAUAG